AUGGUGAAGACUUACCUAAGAUAUGAGCCGGCUGCUUCGUUUGGCGUGAUAACGUCUUUCGAUUCGAAAAUUGCAUACGACUCGACGGGGAAGCAUGUCCUUGCUCCGGCACUGGAGAAGGUCGGAAUCUGGCACGUCCGGCAAGGAAUCUGCAGCAAAACCCUAGUUCCUUCCUCCUCUCGAAGCGGACCGUCUCUCGCCGUUACCUGUAUCGCCUCCUCUUCUUCUACUUUGAAUAGAGCUCAAAAGGUUGCAGUUGGGUAUGCAGAUGGGAGUAUAAGAAUAUGGGAUUGUGAGAAAGGAACCUGUGAGACUAAUCUUAAUGGCCAUAAGGGCGCUGUGACUGCACUGCGUUACAACAAGCUUGGAUCUAUGGUUGCAUCUGGAGGUAAAGACAACGAUGUUAUCUUGUGGGAUGUGGUUGGUGAAACAGGGCUUUUUCGUUUCCGUGGUCAUCGUGAUCAGAUCACCGAUCUUGUUUUCUUGGAUUCUGGUAAGAAACUUGUUACUUCAUCCAAGGACAAGUUCGUGAGAGUCUGGGAUCUUGAGACCCAGCACUGUAUGCAAAUACUUAGUGGUCAUCAUAGUGAAGUCUGGUCUGUGGAUGUUGACCCAGAGGAAAGAUUUCUCGUCACUGGUUCUGCUGAUCGAGAACUGAGGUUCUAUGCUGUUAAACAAGACAUGUCGCAUGGAUCAUUGGUGUCAGAUUCAAAUGCAAAUGGACUUGAUGCCAGCGGAGAUCAUUCGACCGAGAAUAAGUGGGAAGUUUUGAAACCGUUUGGGGAAAUCCAGAGACAAACCAAGGAUAGAGUUGCGAGUGUGAGAUACAAUCAUUCAGGAAGUCUGUUGGCUUGUCAAAUGGAAGGGAAAACAGUUGAGAUAUACCAAGUUUUGAAUGAAGCGGAGGGAAAGCGGAAAUCAAAGCGUAGGCUUCGCAGGAAAGAGAAGAAAUCUUCCAAAGACGGGGAUGAAAAUAUAGCCGGCGACGGAGAUGCAAGUAAUGAAAUCGAGAAAGCUGAUAGUGUUAUUGCUCCUACUGCCCCUGACCUUUUUAAGCUCCUACAAGUCAUUAGAGCUGGCAGAAAAAUAAGCUCUUUCUCUUUAUGUCCGAUUACUCCAAGAGAUUCCUUGGCGACAUUGGCUUUGUCUUUGAUCAAUAACUCACUGGAGUUCUAUACACUGAAGGGCAGCGAGAACGAGAAAACUGCUACCAUUGAACACCAAGGACAUCGAUCUGACGUGAGGAGUGUAGCCCUCAGUGAUGAUAACACCCUUUUGUUGUCAACCAGUCACAACGAAGUGAAAAUCUGGAAUCCUAGUAUAGGUGUCUGUCUGCGGACCAUUGAUUCAGGAUAUGGAAUCUGCAGUAUGAUUGUCCCUAAAAAUAGGUAUGGUAUUGUUGGAACUAGGAGUGGGGUACUCGAGAUCAUUGAUAUAGGGAGUGCUACCAAAGUGGAAGAAAUUAAAGCACAUGGUGGAACUAUUUGGUCAAUUGCAUCCAUUCCAGAUGACUCUGGGUUUGUCACUGUGAGUGCAGAUCAUGAAGUCAAAUUCUGGGAAUACCAAAUCAAAAAGGAGCCUGGUCAAGUUUUCUAUGUGGAUUCCUUAAAAUUCUACCUCUCCUUAUAUGGCCACCAGUUGCCUGUCAUGGCCAUUGACAUUUCAUCAGAUGGAGACUUGAUUGUAACUGGUUCUCAGGACAAAAAUUUGAAAAUUUGGGGUUUAGAUUUCGGUGAUUGUCACAAGUCCAUCUUUGCUCAUGAUGACAGUAUUAUGGGUGUGAAAUUCGUUCGCAACACCCAUUACCUGUUCAGCAUUGGGAAAGACCGACUCGUGAAGUAUUGGGAUGCAGACAAGUUUGAGCUGCUGUUAACGCUUGGUGGACAUCACGCACCGAUUUGGGGCUUAGCUGUCAGCAAUCGUGGUGAUUUUCUCGUCACAGGGUCUCAUGACCGCUCCAUGCGACGUUGGGAUCGUACUGAAGAACCUUUCUUCCCCGAGGAGGAAAAAGAAAAGAGGUUAGAAGAGCUGUUUGAGUCUGAGAUCGAUAACAACGCAGUGGAGAACAGGUACCAGGAGGAAAUUCCAGAGGAAGGUGUUGCAGGUUUGGCCAAGAACACGACAGUAGAUGUCCUAUCAGCUGCUGAUUCAAUCAUAGAAGCUCUAGAGUUAGCAGAAAACGAAAAGAAACGUGUUGCUGAACAUGAGGAGGAGAAAACAAGGGGAAACGUCCCUGCUCUCCUACCAAAUGCUAUGAUGCUCGGGCUUUCUCCGUCUGAAUUUGUUCUCAAAACCAUCUCAAAAGAAAAAACAAACGAUCUUGAACAGAUCUUACUGCCUCUACCAUUCUCAGAUGCUUUAAGGCUUCUCUCCUACAUGGAAAACUGGAGUUUGAUUCCCGAAAAGGUAGAGCUAGUUUGCAGGAUUGCAACGAUUGUAUUACAGACACAUCACAACCAGUUGGUAACGACGCCGUCUGCACGACCAAUAUUAAGUGUCCUUAGGGAUGUUCUUCACGCAAAAGUCAAGGAAAGCAAAGAUACAAUCGGUUUCAAUUUGGCCGCCAUGGAUCAUGUGAAGCAAAUGAUGGCAUCAAGAUCUGAUGCUCCUUUCAGAGAUGCCAAGGCGAAGCUAAUGGAGAUAAGAUCGCAGCAAGCGAAACGCAUGGAGGCACGUUUGGAUACGAAACAAGAGAGGAAAAGAAAGAAGAAACAAAAGAGAUUAGAGGAUGGUGGGCAUGGUCAUGCCUGGGUCUGA
Thlaspi arvense is the source of this 2757-nucleotide messenger RNA. The record is from the annotation of a GenBank genome assembly. Lineage: Eukaryota; Viridiplantae; Streptophyta; Magnoliopsida; Brassicales; Brassicaceae.